Molecule: messenger RNA, 639 nt
Organism: Parascedosporium putredinis
Lineage: Eukaryota; Fungi; Ascomycota; Sordariomycetes; Microascales; Microascaceae
Source: the annotation of a GenBank genome assembly
AUGAUAAGAGAGGUUCUCACCUACUGCGCGCAAGCCCUCGCCACCGAAUCCGGCUUCAACUUCUUCUCCGUCAAGGGCCCCGAGCUGCUCAACCAGUACGUCGGCGAAACCGAGCGCAAUAUCCGGCGCCUCUUCCAGCGCGCCGCGGCUUCCGCCCCCGCCAUCAUCUUCUUCGACGAGCUCGACACCAUGGGCAUCACCCCCGACGAGGCGGCGGCGCUCGACGGCUUUGAAAAGCUCGAGGACGUCGUCGUCCUCGCCGCCACCAACAGCCCCGAGAGCAUCGAGCCGGCCCUCCUCCGCUCCGGUCGCUUGGAUCGGUAUCUCUUCGUCGGGCCGCCCGACGCCCGCGAGCGGGAGGAAAUUUUCGCCAUCUACGCCGCCAAGGUCCCCGUCGCCGCUGAUGUUGAUCUCGCUCAGCUGGCCGCCGCUACGGAGGGAUACACGGGCGCCGAUAUUCGGGGUCUCGUCAACGAGGCGGGCCACAUCGUCUUCACCGAGAGGGGCGGCGAUGUCGACGGCGCCGAGAUCGGCCUCCAACACCUCACCAAGGCCAUCGAAUUGCGCGGGCCCUCCGUCACAGACAAGGUGCUCAAGAGAUAUACUGAGUGGAGACCUUCGGACAAUUUCAAAUCUUGA